Molecule: messenger RNA, 3278 nt
Organism: Beta vulgaris subsp. vulgaris (sugar beet)
Lineage: Eukaryota; Viridiplantae; Streptophyta; Magnoliopsida; Caryophyllales; Amaranthaceae
Product: putative pentatricopeptide repeat-containing protein At3g47840
Exons: 2
Coding region: 824-2299 (491 amino acids)
Biological process (GO): RNA modification
Molecular function (GO): protein binding; RNA binding
Source: RefSeq, a predicted model, not a curated record
AGAGGACGGAGGGAGUAUGAAACAAACAAACAUACGAAUCCCAUCACUUGUUUAUUCUCUACACAUUUUCUUCAGCCCCCCGAAUCUCACUCUCUAAACUUCCGCUUGUACUUCUCCCUGUAUACCACUAGUCCACCUCCAUCUUCCUUCUUUCUCUAUCUUCUGUCCGUUCUCUCUAUAUCAAUGGAAACCUAAUAAUUGGAGAUAGGGGAAGAAAUUUCUACUUAAUAAUUGGAGCAUUUUCGGUCAAUUAAAGCACUGAGAGGAUUGAAGAUUGAAGAUAGAGCAAAAUAUAAUUAGAGAAGAGAAACAUACAAUUGAGGAGGUGAGUUUCAAAAAAAUUCAAUCUUUUGUGCUUUCGAAUUUAGGUUAUUCAAUUUGUUCAUUUAAUAUAAUCUGUAUCCACAUAUUGUAAAGUGGGCAAUUUUUAUUUGAAGUGUGCAUCAAUAAUCAGUGGCGGACCCAAGUUCUAUGUUACUCAGACACGGAUUGAGAUUGAGUGUCUACUCUCGGUUAUGGGUGUCCAAGUGUCCGGCUCGGCUAUUUUGUAGAAAAAAGUCAAGUUUUUAAGUUAAAAAUGAAGUAUCCAAGUAAAGUGUCGUAUCAGUUUUUGAGGUAAAUGAAGGUGUUGGAGUAACACUGUCCAGGAUUUAGUUUUGCGGUUUCAGUGAUAGGUUAUGAGGGUGGAAAUUUGGGGUUGCAGUAUCGACAAUUAAACACAAUUUUGGAGAAAAAAUAUAGAGAGCUUUUUAUUUCUCUCGGGUGUCGAACAUCAUCCCUUGGUGCAAUGUAGGUCCUCCACUUAGGUUGUAUUGUAAGGGAAAUGGUGAAAUUGGGAAGUGGGCUGAUUUCUUUGUCGUGCAAAACAAUGCUUAGAAUGUAUGGGAGAGUGUUUUUGAGAAAUGUACAUGUAGGAACUGAGGUGAGUAAGUAUGAUUUAUGUGCAACACUAAAUUCAUGUGCAAAGUUUCAAAAUGGGCAAUUGGGUUUGCAAAUCCAUGCUAAGAUAAUUCAGUAUGGUUAUGUAGAUAAUCUAGUUUUGAGCAGCGUGCUUGUUGAUUUUUAUGCGAAAUGUUGUGGGAUUGAGGAUGCUAGGAGUAUAUUUGAUGGGAUGAAGCUUCAUGAUAAAGUGUCAUGGACAUCGAUUAUAUAUGGGUAUUCACAAUGUGGUUAUGGAGUAGAAGCCAACUUUUUGUUCAAGAAGAUGUUAAGAAGUGACAUUGAACCUAAUUGCUACACUUAUGUUAGUGUUAUUGCUGCGUGCACUGAAGAGACAGAACCUCUUGAACAAGGCUUACUAGUUCAUGCUCAUGUUAUCAAGCUUGGAUUUGUUGCUCAUAUUUUCGUGGCUAGCGCUUUGAUUAGUUAUUACUCAAAGUGUGGGAGUGUGGAUCAAGCUGCUCUUAUUUUUCAUGAAGCAGCAAGCAGGGAUAAGAUUGUCUACAACUCAAUGAUGGCUUGUUAUUGCCAGAACCUUUACAUUGAGAAUGCAGUCAGACUGUUUUUACUAAUGAGAAAUUGGGGUAUACAUUCCACUGACUUUACAAUGAGUAGUAUUUUGCAUGCUUCUGCGAGGCUAUCUGUUUUUCAACUUGGGAAGCAGGUUCAUGGCUUGGUAAUAAAAUUAGGUUCCUUGACCAAUAUGUUUGUUCUAAGCUCUCUGAUUGACAUGUACUCAAAAAAUGGUAGCGUCAAUGAAGCUCGUUAUGUUUUCGAUCAAGCAAUUGAGAGGAACAAUGUUAUUUGGACAACUAUGGUUUUAGGGUAUGCUCAGAGUGGAAGAGCAAUUGAAGCGCUAGAACUUUUUGAUCAUAUGGUUAGUAAAGGUUUUCUACCUGAUCAUACUAGCUUUAGUGUAGUGUUCAGUGCUUGUAAUCAUGCUGGCUUUCUUGAUAUUGCUGUAGAACACUUCAAGAAGAUGAUAAAAGAUUAUGAUAUGUCUCCUACAUUAGACCAAUAUGCUUGUCUGAUUGACUUGUAUGCAAGACAAGGACAUGUAAUAGAGGCAAUGCAACUAAUGGAUGAGAUGCCUUUUGAUCCUAAUUGUGUAAUGUUGAGUUCCCUCUUGCGUUGCUGCAAAACGUAUGGUGCAGUUGAUGUGGGAAGAGAGGUUGCUAAUCGUCUCUUUGCUCUGCAGCCAAACAGUUCCGCUUCACGUAUAACAAUGGCUCAUAUAUAUGCUGAAAAUGGCUCAUGGGAUGAGGCUGCCAAUGUUAGAAAAUUAAUGAAGCCGAAAGGGGUAGAAAAGGGUGCAGCAUGGAGUUGGAUUGAGGUAGAUGAACAAUUGAGAUAUUCUUAGUUGGUAUGGCAUGUCAUAAUACGUUGAAGCUUGGAAUCAAAAUCCUUUUGGAAAAAAUGAUGUGGGCCAGAGUAGUUCUUGCAAGGCAAGUGAAACAGGAGAGUAUCGAACUAUACAGCUACUUGAGAUGUACCAAGGAGGCACAAGGGAGUACUAAUGGAAUUCGAGCUGAAAUAGGGAUCCGGAGUGGGCAUCAUAAUUUAUAAAGGAACACCUCGGGUAGAAGAAAGGUGGCGAAAGUUCAUGAUUGUAUUUAGCCUAUGUACCUAAAGAUGACACUAAAACGAGGGGAAAACUUCGACAUGAAGAGCACACCAAACUCAAGUUUUUAUUGCCUAGGCACGACACAGUGGGUCCGUGGAUUUUGUCGUGCCCUAGCCUUGGUUCUAGGUCUAGCCAGCACGAGAGGCACAGACACAACCACACAAGCCAGCAGGUUUUGGUUUUUAUGGUGGGUGUAAGACUUUCUCAUAUACAGUACCAGAAUAGGAAGACGAGAAAAGGAAACCAGAAAACGAAAUAGAUCAGCAGCUACACUUUGGCUGUGCAUAAUUCAAGAGUUAUUCGUAGCUGUAAGCAAGAGUGUUUGGGAUAACAGAUAAAACUACAGUUUUGAUGCACUUAGUGAAUGAGUGCAGGCAUCUUUGGUUUCAGGCUUUCAGCUCAGGCGCAUUCUAGAGAACGGUAGUGAUCUGUUGAUACCUGUCCAAAACUUUGGAUGAGGCAUGUUUGCGAAUUGUCUAACGUUGUCUGUAAUGAACUGCCAUAGCUGAUGCCAGAUUAAGUUAGUGUUAAUUACUAGAAAUUGAUUUGUAUUGAUUCAAUGGAAGUUGCAGAUAAUGUAAAGUUAGUAACAAGCUUUUGAGAACAGGGGUGUAGCGACAUUCAGAGUUGUAGGGUCAAUUGAACCCACUUGAAUUUGAAAAUAUUGGAAAUUUUCGAUAUAAAGUUGAGAUUUUGUUUCGCCACUAGAUAGAAA